AUGGUUCGUGCAAAUCAACCAGCAAGACGUUCACGUUUUACACAUCAUAUUCGUCGUCAAUGGUCUGCAAAGAAAAAGCUUAUGAUCAUUCAUUACCUUGAGCAAUCUAAAAGUGUACGUG
Cetraspora pellucida is the source of this 121-nucleotide messenger RNA. Lineage: Eukaryota; Fungi; Glomeromycota; Glomeromycetes; Diversisporales; Gigasporaceae. The record is from the annotation of a GenBank genome assembly.